CUUUUUACACAGUCCAGAACCAUUAGUCCUUCAUCGUGGGUCACAGUGCAACAUCAAAUGUCUGCAACGUUCAUCAGGUAAAGCCUGAGAUGGUUAGUAUGGGGACUCAGACUGAAUGGUUUGAGGAACAAACAUCAACUCCACUGCCCAGUCCUGUCCAAAGUGAGGACGAAUCAUCCUCUGAUGUCAUGGACCAUUCUGAUCUGACAUGGAUCCCAGACGAGGAGAUGAGUAGUGAGUCAUCUGAUGAGGAGAAUCCAGAAGAGCCAAUACAGGAAUCCUUCAAUGACUCCAAUGUGGCUGACAAGUUCAUUGUUUGUCUAAGCCAGCUGAUGUGUCUGUUCACUGUUUGCUCGGUCUGUUGUGGGGAAACCCAGGGACAAAUAGAGUACCAGGAAGGGACGUACAUAAAAAUCAAGCAGGCCUGCACAGCAUGUGGCUAUCAGCGUUACUGGCAGAAUCAAAAUAUGCUGCACCAAAACAUGCCAGCCUGCAAUCUUCUACUUAGCGGUGCCAUUCACUUUUCGGCCUGCAUGGCUACUCAGACAAUCAGGAUGCUGAAGCUGUUUGGGCUGCAGUGCAUCAGUGCCAGCACUUUUUUCCGCCAUCAGCGCCACUACACAAUUCCUACCAUCGUGCAGGCCUGGCAGAAGGAGCAGAGAGGGAUCAUCAGAGAGCUGAAGGAGAUUGGGGGUGGACUGAUCCUCUCUGGUGACUGCAGACCGAAUAAACAAGGUUUUGGAUCUUCAACUUGUCCAGAGCUCCGAGGUCCCAAGCAGCACCUGGUGUGAGAUAGAGGGUCUGAAGCGCAGUGUGCGGUUCCUGAAGGACCAAGGCAUGCAGUUGUCAGCCCUAAUAACCGACAGAAAUCGGCAGGUUGCUAAGUGGGUCCGUGAGGAGUUGUGUCCAGAAGGAACAAGGCAUUUCUACGACAUCUGGCAUAUUGGGAAAAGUCUACAAAAAGCACUGGAUACUGUGGCCAAGGAGAAAGAUUGCGAGGACCUGAAGCUAUGGAGACCCGCCAUCAUCAACCAUUUAUACUGGACUGCGGCUUCCAUCCCAAAUGGUGAUCCUGAUCAGAUGGAGGCCAAGUGGCAGAGCAUGUUGAACCAUGUUCAGGAUGUACAUGAACACAACUACCCUUUAUUUCCACAAUGUGUUCACCCACCUCUGGAAGGAGAGGGAAGGAACAAGCAGUGGCUUGAACCAGGAUCAACAGCCGCGGUAAAGUUGGAAAGUGUUGCUUCCAG
Messenger RNA from Alosa sapidissima (American shad), 1250 nucleotides. RefSeq lists its product as uncharacterized. Bases 90 to 791 code for a protein of 233 amino acids. The transcript has 9 exons. The record is from RefSeq and is a predicted model, not a curated record. NCBI's taxonomy places the organism in Eukaryota, Metazoa, Chordata, Actinopteri, Clupeiformes, Clupeidae.